Molecule: messenger RNA, 5902 nt
Organism: Ctenopharyngodon idella (grass carp)
Lineage: Eukaryota; Metazoa; Chordata; Actinopteri; Cypriniformes; Xenocyprididae
Gene: myo5c
Product: myosin VC
Exons: 41
Coding region: 154-5382 (1742 amino acids)
Biological process (GO): actin filament organization; vesicle transport along actin filament
Cellular component (GO): vesicle; cytoplasm; myosin complex
Molecular function (GO): microfilament motor activity; actin filament binding; ATP binding
Source: RefSeq, a predicted model, not a curated record
UCGCAGGUGAGCGAGGAAGUUCCCACCGUCAUUUCCAGACUUUUAGCAGGUGUCAUGACUAAAAAGUUAUGCGUAUGAAUAUUAGUUUUUAGCUUGUAAGUAUCAUGAGAAAGUAUUUCAUUAUGAAAUAAAUCGGAAGCGACUCCUGUUGCCAUGGCUCUGUCGGAGUUGUAUACAAAGUAUAACAGGGUGUGGAUCCCUGACGCGGAACAUGUUUGGAAAUCUGCGGAGAUUCUGACAGAUUUCAAGCCUGGAGAUACUGAGCUGGAACUACUGCUGGAGGAUGGGACGGAGUUGCAGUAUCCUCUGGAAGGGGGUGAGAAGUUGCCACCCCUCCGAAACCCGGACAUCCUGGUGGGUGAGAAUGACCUCACGGCCCUCAGCUACCUUCAUGAGCCGGCCGUGCUACACAACCUCAAAGUCCGAUUUGUCGAGUCCAAAAUCAUCUAUACGUAUUGUGGAAUUAUCCUGGUGGCAGUCAAUCCAUACAAGCAGCUUCCCAUCUAUGGAGAUGCAGUCAUCCAUGCGUAUUCUGGUCAAAACAUGGGCGACCUGGACCCUCAUAUAUUUGCUGUGGCUGAAGAGGCCUACAAACAAAUGGCCAGGAAUAACAAGAACCAGUCUAUCAUUGUGAGCGGUGAGUCCGGGGCUGGAAAGACCGUAUCAGCUCGGUAUGCUAUGAGAUACUUCGCUAUGGUCAGCAAAUCUGGCAGCAAAACUCGAGUGGAGGACAAAGUUUUGGCAUCCAACCCGAUCACUGAGGCCAUUGGAAAUGCGAAAACAACCAGAAAUGACAACAGCAGUCGAUUCGGGAAGUACACUGAGAUCAGCUUCGACAAAAGAUACCAAAUCAUUGGUGCCAACAUGAGGACGUACCUUCUGGAAAAGUCAAGGGUUGUGUUUCAGUCAGAGAAUGAGAGAAAUUAUCACAUCUUCUACCAAAUGUGUGCUUGUGCAAAUCAGCCGGAGUUCAAAGGCUUGAGACUGUUGGGUGCAAACAAGUUUAAUUACACUCGUUUGGGUGGAGAGACGGAGAUCGAGGGUGUGGACGACCGCGCUGACAUGGCAGAAACACGCAGAACCUUCAGUCUACUGGGUCUUAAGGACAGUUUUCAGGCUGAUGUGUUUAAGGUGCUCGCUGCAAUUCUGCAUUUAGGAAACGUAGUAAUCAAGGAGAACAGCUCUGAGAAAUCAUCCAUCGGUUCCAGAGACCCUCACUUGGCCAUAUUCUGUGACCUGAUGGGCGUGAACAUGGAGAACAUGUGCCGCUGGCUAUGUCACAGACGGAUAGUCUUGUCAGCGGAGACGGUGGUGAAGCCGCAGCCUAAGGAACGUGCCAUCAAUGCCCGUGAUGCCUUGGCCAAACAAAUCUACGCCCAUCUUUUCGACUGGGUCAUCAACAAGAUCAACCAGGCACUGAUGGUCCCUGGGAAGCAACAUUCAUUUAUUGGGGUGUUGGAUAUUUAUGGAUUCGAGACAUUUGAAGUUAACAGUUUCGAGCAGUUCUGCAUUAACUACGCCAACGAAAAGCUGCAACAGCAGUUCAACCUGCACGUGUUUAAACUGGAGCAGGAGGAGUACAUGAAAGAGGACAUUCCGUGGACGCUGAUCGAUUUCUACGACAAUCAGCCUGUUAUUGAUCUCAUCGAGGCUAAGAUGGGCAUCCUGGACCUUUUAGAUGAGGAGUGUCUGUUCCCACAGGGCACUGAUAAAAACUGGCUGCAAAAGCUGUACAAUUUUCUAGGUUCAAACCCACUAUUUGAGAAACCUCGUAUGUCUAAUGACUCUUUUAUGAUCCAGCAUUUUGCUGAUAAGGUAGAAUAUCAGUGUAAAGGUUUUUUGGAGAAGAACAGAGACACGCUUUAUGAAGAGCUAGUCGACAUCAUGCGCACUAGUCAGUUUGCUCUCUUGGCAGAUUUUUUUAAAGAGGAGGAACCAAAUUCUGUCCACAAAAUGAUCAAAGUUAAACCAGCACAAGCCAGAGUCAAAGCUUCAAACAAGCAGCUGAGAACCACCGUAGGAGACAAGUUUCGAAGUUCCUUGUACCUGUUAAUGGAGACACUGAACGCUACUACACCUCAUUAUGUGCGCUGUAUUAAACCCAAUGAGGAGAAACAGCCAUUUGAGUACGACUCAAAGCGUGUGGUGCAGCAGCUGAGGGCCUGUGGUGUGCUGGAGACCAUCCGCAUCAGUGCCCAGAGUUACCCGUCCAGGUGGACGUAUAUAGAGUUUUACAGCCGUUACAGUAUCUUGAUGAGCCAGUCAGAGCUGAAGCUGGGAGAGAAGAAGCAGACGUGCAGGACGGUUCUGCAGAAACUCAUUCCUGAUUCCAACCAGUACAAGUUUGGUCGGACUAAGAUCUUCUUUCGAGCUGGACAGGUGGCGUACCUAGAGAAGCUGCGUUUGGAUCAUCUUCGUGGGGCUUGUGUGACCAUUCAGAAGCACGUGAGGGGCUGGAGGCAGAGACGCAGGUUUCUGCACAUGAGACAAGCUGCCAUCACGAUACAACAGUACGUGCGGGGAAAGAAACAGAUCAGACGCACUGUCACAGCUCUGGCGCUGAAGCAGGGCUGGGCCGCUGUGGUGAUUCAGAGACACUGUCGUGGGUAUCUGGUACGGAAGAUUUACCAGCUCGUCCUGAGGGCUGCAGUCAUCAUACAGGCCUACACCAGAGGAUGGAUGGCCCGCAAGCGCUACAGAAAGAUGAUGGCGGAGCACAAGGCUCUGGUUCUGCAGAAGUACGCUCGAGCUUGGCUGGUGCGCCGGCGGUUUCAAACAAUGCGACGGCUGGUCAUCAACGUGCAGCUGUCGUACAGAGUCCAGCAGCUGCGUAAGAAGGUGGAAGAGCAGAAUAAAGAGAACCGUGGCCUCAUGGAAAGAGUCACCAGUUUGUCCAAUGCACGUGCUCAAGGACUAGAAAAGAUUCAGGCUCUGGAGGUGGAGCUUGGAAAGCUAACCAAUGAGAUGGCAGCCUUAGAGGAGAGGGCGAGAACAAACUCAGAAGAGGCCAAUCAGGCAAUCGCUCUGCUUCAGAAUGAUAAAGAGAAACUUGUUCAGGUGAAUAAGGCUUUGGAACAGAAACUGAAAGACACGACCCUUCAGAUGCAAGAUCAAUUUGAGAAUGUAAAGAGAAAACUGAUGGAAGAUCUGGAAAGAGAGGAGAGGCUCAGAAAGGUGGCGGAGCACAACGGUGAACUCCAGAAGGAAGACGCGGACAAAGAGAUUGUAACACUGAAAGAGGAAAGCCGUAGACUGAAAGAGGAGCGAAUCAGACUCCAGACGCAAGUGGAGGAGGACAUGAAGGUCAAUGCAGAACUGCAAGAACAACUUCUGCAGCUCACUAAACACGUUAAGAUCAUACCAGAUUUACGGAAAGAAAUCAACAGCCUACAGAUGCAACGAGCUGAAGCUGAUAAAGCCAUGAGAGCGCAAAGUCUACAAGCCAGAGCUAAGAUGGGUUUAAUCACGAGGCAGCUGCUCAGGAACACCACAGAAGAAGAUCUCAUCCAGAGGUUGAAUGAAGAUGUUGAUGAUGGAGCUGAUCUUCUCACUGCUUUUGACGGCAUGGAGAAAGCUGCAAAGGUGAUGGAAACUCAGCUGCGGGAGCAGAAAGAAGCUUAUGGGAGUCAACUGGAAGCUCUGGUCUUCAAAAACGAACAUUUAAACAAAGAGAACGAGCAGCUUCAAGCUCUCUUUCAGGAGAAAAGUAACGUCAACCAAAGCAUCGGGCAGGAAGUGGCCCGCCUCACUGCUGAGAACAUGGCGAUUCCAGAACUGAAGCAGCAGGUGUCAGAACUGAACCGCCACAAACACGAGCUUGAGACCCAGUUACAAGAUCAGAGCGCUGAGAUGAGCGCAAAAAUAAAGGAGUUAUCAAAUGAGCUUCAGCUCACUGUCGAAGAGGAGCAAUCACAGCGCAGGCACCUGGAGGAGAAGAUUACAGAGAGCGAGAGAAGAAGAGAAGAGAUGGAGAGACAGAUGGCUGACCUCCAGGAGGAGAACGAACAGCUACAGAAAGCUCAGCUCUCAGAGAGCGAAGCCAAGAACAAACUCAGACAGGAGACCUCACGCCUCACAGCUGAGAAUAUGGACUUUGAGGAACAGUUAGACAUGAAGGACAGAUUGAUAAAACGACUCCAAGACCAAAUCAAAGCUCUUCAAACACAUGUGACAGCCAAUCAGAAAGCAGUACCGGCUGUGCCCAAAGAGUACUUGGGCAUGUUGGAGUACAAGAAGGAGGAUGAAAGCAGGCUGAUCCAGGCGCUCAUACUCGAGCUGAAACCUCGUGGUGUGGGUGUGCAAAUGAUCCCCGGUCUGGCUGCACAUCUCCUCUUCAUGUGUGUGAGACACGCCGAUUACCUCAACGAUGGAAACAAGCUCAAGUCCCUCAUGCGCGGCAUCAUUACAGCCAUAAAAGAGGUGAUCGCGGGCCACCAGGAGAAUUUUGAAGUUCUGUCCUUCUGGCUCUCCAACACAUAUCACUUCCUCAACUGUCUCAAACAGUACAGCGGGGACGAGGAGUUCAUGAAGCACAACACGCCUCGUCAGAAUAAGAACUGCCUGAAGAACUUCGACCUGUCUGAGCACCGGCAGAUUCUCAGCGACCUCGCCAUCAACAUCUACCAUCAGUUCAUCAGCGUGAUGGAGGACACGCUCUAUCCCAUGAUCAUCCCCGGGAUGUUGGAGCACGAAAGUCUCCAGGGAAUCUCCAGCAUGAAGCCCACGGGUUUCCGUAAGCGCUCGAAUAGCGUGUUCGAGGAUGGCGGGGACCUCAGCGGGGCUGAGCCAUUCAGCGUGACCUCCAUCCUGCAGCAGCUCGGCACGUUCCACACCAGCAUGGCGCAGCAGGGCAUGGAGCCGCAGCUGCAGGGUCAGGUCAUACGACAGCUGUUCUACCUCAUCGGAUCCACGUCGGUGAACAGCAUUCUGCUCCGUAAGGACCUGUGCUCCUGCCGGAAGGGCAUGCAGAUCAGGUGUAACAUCAGUUAUCUAGAGGAGUGGCUGCGAGAAAAGGGUCUGCAGAGCAGCUUUGCCAUGGAAACGCUGGGGCCGCUGUCUCAGGUCGCCUGGCUUCUUCAAGUCAACAAGACCACAGAUGAAGACGCAGCCGAGAUCAAGCAGAGAUGCUCCGAGCUCUCGUCCGUGCAGAUUGUGAAAAUCCUUAACUCCUACACACCCAUUGAUGAUUUCGAAAAGCGAGUGACUCCAUCCUUUGUCCGCAAAGUGCAGGCGUUGCUGCAGGAGCGCGAGGGCUCGUCUCAGCUGAUGAUGGACUCACAGUAUCGUUUCCAGGUCACUUUUCCCUUUUGCUCCUCGCCACAAGCACUGGAACUCCUACAGGUGCCCAGCAGCCUCCGUCUGGGCUUCGCCACUCGUAUUUGACCUUUAACCUCUGACCUUAGUGAUCUCAGGACCAGGGGCCAGUUGCAUAAAAUGCUUAGACAUCUAUUUUUUUCUGUAAGACUAGUAAUAACUUUUUUUAAGUCAGUUACAUAAUGUAGAAAGGUGUAAUUUUAAUCUGAAAAGUAAGACUAAUUAUUACCUCUUGGCAAACUGCUAGUUGGUCAGACUGGUUGUUAACUGUGUUUAUGCGUCUGACACCAGUACUUAUGAUCAGGAUGUGUCUGUGCUGACCUGAAUGCAUUAUGUAAACACUGCUAACAUUAAUGCUAACAUUUGUAUAUUUUUAGAUUUAUUUAUAAAUAUUUUAAUCACAUGUUCUCUAAAUAGUAUCUUUUAGAAUAGCUUUUUAUCAACCAUGAACAAACACUGUAACAUACUAUUCAAUAACCCAAACCAGCCUCACAUGUUCAGCUCCAUUUUGUAAAUCCUAAAUAGUUAUUGUCACAAAUUGCUCUUCCGUUGAAUUUUUUAUAAAUCAGAAAUAAAUCAAUAAACACAA